CCCUCUCUUUUACGGCCUUCCACCUGUCCCUUUUCCGUGUACCGCUGCGGACGGGGUAUAAAUGCGCUGCCGGUCCCGCUACAUGGUGGUCAGUCUUCAUUCAGCUCUUCACUUUCGCUCUAUCCUUUUCUUUUUACUGCUGGAAACAUGCUGAGAUAUUUGUGUUUAGCGUUGACGGUGAUUGUGUCGUCCGCUUUGGCGGCGCCAGCUGAGUUGCCAACGCAGAGGGAGCCCAAGAAGAUCGUGCCUAUUCUGAAACAAAUUAAUCAACUCAACGAGGAUGGAUCGUACACGUUCGGGUAUGAAGGAGGAGAUGGAACGUUCCGAGUGGAAACCAAAGACAUCAAUGGCUACACGAAAGGACGUUACGGUUUUAUCGAUCUGGACGGUAAAUCUCACGUUCUCGAAUACAUUGCCGGCAAGGAAUCUGGCAGUACUGUUGGAUUUGUCCCCAGUGGAGCAUUGGUUCCCGUCCCGAUCGUUCGUUCCAUUGCCACUGCCGAACAGAAAGCGCUAGAUUUUCAGUAUUUGAGUGUCGAUGAUGACGAAGACGGGAUGCCUGACAGACUACCGGGACAACCGCUUUCAAUCAUCUCCCCGGCAAAGGUGGUUCAGCAACAACAGAAGAUAGGCCAGUUCUUGCAACCGACUUUCAUCAGGACUUCACCUGCUGUCAUCGUUCGCCAACAGCAGCAACCCGUCCGAAAACAGUUUACGCAACAAGAUCUUCAAUUCCAUAGCAUCGAUGCUAAUGAAGAUGGCAUUCCCGAUCAGAUUUUCCCAGCCGCCGGUAUCCCGAUUUUCGGUGGCCGCAUUAUUUAAGUUGUUCACACAUGGAAUGGGUUUUAAUAGUGACACCAUUCCAUUCUCAACCCUGCACGAAUGUUGACCGAAAGCCACGCUCUGUUUUCAUAUCGCUGAAUUAUUUUUGGUUUAUUUGUAUCAUAUCUACUAGAAACUGCUUGCAUUUACAAAAAUGCCACAGUGAAAAAACUAUCAAUAUAAUUGCUGUGGUUUUCUAA
Messenger RNA from Daphnia magna, 1022 nucleotides. RefSeq lists its product as uncharacterized. Gene Ontology annotation, cellular component: chitin-based extracellular matrix. The transcript is spliced from 4 exons. The record is from RefSeq and is a predicted model, not a curated record. NCBI's taxonomy places the organism in Eukaryota, Metazoa, Arthropoda, Branchiopoda, Diplostraca, Daphniidae. The coding region runs from base 148 to 822 and encodes 224 amino acids. Gene Ontology annotation, molecular function: structural constituent of chitin-based larval cuticle.